Molecule: messenger RNA, 249 nt
Organism: Penicillium cinerascens
Lineage: Eukaryota; Fungi; Ascomycota; Eurotiomycetes; Eurotiales; Aspergillaceae
Exons: 1
Coding region: 1-249 (82 amino acids)
Source: RefSeq, a predicted model, not a curated record
AUGGAUAGGGUGAAGUUGCCUGCUUCGAUGGGUCUUUACCGUGAUGUUAUGUCGUUGAAUACGGCUCGAGGGGGCGAGGGUCGUUCUAUUGGGCUUGGCCUUGAGCAGGAGGGUAAGCCUGAGGCGAAGACCGAGAGGGAGACAUCGACGGAAGAUGACCAAAAGAGCUUGGAGGUUGAAGAGUACGAGAAACGGUUGGAACAAGCGAUCAAGAUUUUCGAGAGUGCACCGAAGCAUUUCCUGCAGUGA